Molecule: messenger RNA, 3315 nt
Organism: Setaria italica (foxtail millet)
Lineage: Eukaryota; Viridiplantae; Streptophyta; Magnoliopsida; Poales; Poaceae
Product: putative disease resistance RPP13-like protein 1
Exons: 1
Coding region: 274-2754 (826 amino acids)
Biological process (GO): defense response to other organism
Molecular function (GO): ADP binding
Source: RefSeq, a predicted model, not a curated record
UCCGGGUAAGGUUCACGCCCGACUUCACCUGACCUCCGCGCGUUCGAUCAUUUGCCCGAGAGGAGCAGGCUGCUGCUAUCUCAUUUGCCGACCUCCUCCUCCCCAUCGUCGCCAUUGCCAAGAACCUUCCCGGAAGCGGCAAGUGAACUUCCCACGCAAUCCCGAGCCCAGAACCGGCGGCCACACUACAAGAAGGAAGAAGCGCCGGUUCUCUGCAGCCUGCACCGCGCAGGAUUCCCCCCUCUCGGGCCGCCGAUCCCUCGUCCGUCGCCCAUGGAUCUGCUCAAGAAGAUCUCCUCCGCGCUCGGCUGCUGGGAAAAGAUCGGUGGCGCGGUCCUCGACACCGUCUACUCCACGGGGCUCCGCCUGUGGAACGUCGAGGAGGAGGCCGAGAAGCUGCGCCGCACGGAAAAGCGCAUCCGCGCGGUGCUCACCGACGCCGAGCAGCGCCGCUUCAUCGACGACGACUUCGUGAAGCUCUGGCUCCAGGAGCUGAGGGCCACGGCCUUCGACGUCGACGCCCUGCUUGACCGCCUCACCACCAUGGCCGCCGUGUCCAGGAUGGCUGCCGCGGAGACGUCGCGGAAGCGGAAGAGGCUCUGGCUCAACAUCGACCUCGGCCUGCGGCAGCGCUGGGAGCUGGAUGCCUGGAUCGCCAGGAUCAACGAACGCCUCGACGAGAUCGAAAAGGGCAAGAGGAACCUCAGGUUGCGUCCCGGGGACGGGAGGCGGACGACUCCGCCGCUGCAGCAGCGCCAAAGGUUUCCCGAAGCCGCCGCGCAUGGCGACGAGAGACACGUAGGCCGCGCGGACCAGAAGAAGAAAAUCAUCCGUGCUCUUGUUUCUGAGAGUGCAGGUCUGGACCUUCCUGUGAUUUCCAUCUGGGGAACGGCAGGAAUUGGCAAGACAGCCUUGGCACGGUUGGUCUACAGCGACCCGGAGGUAGAGAAAUUCUUCACAGACAGCAACAGGUUUUGGGUUUGGUUACCAGAUAGGUGUGAUGUGAGGGUUGCCACCAAGACAAUCAUCGAAGCUGUGACCAGGCAGAAAUGCGAGCUUCUAAGUCUGGACAUAUUGCAGCAACGGCUGCGUGAGCACCUGCGCAAAAGGAGGUUCUUGCUGGUGAUCGAUAACCUUUGGGCGGAAGGAUUUCAGUUCUGGGAAUCGCUAAGGCCUUCGCUGAUUGCUGGAGAGGAAGGAAGCAAACUUCUGAUCACUACUCGACACGAAAGGGUUUCUAGGAUGAUGUCCAACAUUCUUAACAGCAUCCAAUUAGAGGGUUUGAAAGAUGAUGAAUGCUGGGAAAUUGUUAAAGCUUAUGCAUUCUCAGGGUGGAGCAGCAACGAUCACCAUGAUCUGGAGUUGAUUGGACAGAGGGUUGGCGCAAACUGCCGAGGUUCCCCGUUAGCAGCCAAGUCUCUUGGGGUGCUUUUGUCUGACACUAAUGGACAGAGAGAACAGUGGGAAAGCAUAUUAAGUGACAUGCAGAUUCUUGAAGGUAACAGAAACACGGACAUUAUCUUGGCAAGUUUGCAGAUAAGUUAUCAACACUUGCCAUAUCAUCUCAAACAGUGUUUUGCCUUAUGUUCUAUGUAUCCUCCUAGUCUUGAAUUUGAUAAGGAUGAGCUGGUUAGACUCUGGAUGGCAGAUGGUCUUAUUAAGAGCAACGGAAGGAAAAGGGUUGAGAUGGAAGCAGGUAGAUGGUUUGAUGAACUCCUAUGGAGGUCACUCUUUGAAACUUCCCGCAGCCUUUCUAAUCAUCAGAAGUUCAGAGUGCCGAAUUUGAUGCUUGAUCUAGCACUGCGAGUUUCUAAAUAUGAAUCUCUGACUCUCAGUCCUGAUGAUUCACAGGUUCCUGAGCAUCCUGAGUUGGUUCGCUAUGCAACUGUAUUAUGCCCAAAUGAUGAGCCUCUUGCAUUCGACAGGAUUUAUCACUAUCAAAAGUUGAGGCUCCUGAAAUUAUAUCCCACUAUGAAACUACCCUCAAAUCAGGUUCCAUCAGCACUUUUCUCAAACUUAACUUGUCUACGUGCACUAGAUCUGAGUUACACUGAGCUUGAAGUCUUGCCAGAUUCCGUCGGGUGCUCUAUACACCUCAGAUACCUCAACCUUCGGAAUACUCUGAUAAAGACUCUUCCAGAAACAGUCUGCAACCUAUUCAAUUUGCAGACACUUGACCUCAGGUACUGCUACUGGCUCAUGGAUUUGCCUGAAGGCAUGAGCCGCUUAGUUAACAUGCGGCACCUCUGCUUACAUCUUGAUUGGGAUAGAGUUACUGCUUUCAGGUCCAUGCCAAGUGGCAUUGACAAGUUACAGUCUCUUCAGACUCUUUCUAGAUUUGUUGUGGUCUCCAGGGAUGGUGGCAAGUGCAACAUUAAUGAGUUGAAGAACUUGAAGAUCCGUGGAGAGCUUUGUAUUCUUAAUUUGGAAGCCACAACUGAUGAUGGUUCCAAGGAGGCCAAUUUGAUAGUGAAGGAGUAUUUGCACAAACUGAUGCUGAAGUGGAGUGAUGGCACCUGCAAGGAUGAGCAGCAGCUGGACAUAGAGAAAAGUGAGAGAGUCAUUGAGGCACUAUGUCCACAUACCAAUCUCAAGCAUUUACGCAUUCACAAUUACCCUGGAAGAAGACUUCCUUCUUGGGUAGAGCAGCUCUCAUUUCUGGAGUCUCUUGAGAUAGUUUCUUGCCCCAGGCAUGCUCAAUUUUCCAUGGAGACAUUGCAGUCCCGCAGAAAUUUAAGGAUUUCAGUAAUGUGAUGAUCUUGCAGCUUAUUCAACCUGGAUUCCCUUCAUCGUCUGGAAAUUCAUGAUGCUUCGAAUCUGAAAAUAAGUGCAGGUACAUAUUGCCAAGGAACAUCUCUCGAUUGACUGUAAAUGGAAGCGAUGCCCUGGAGGAAUGGUACUGACAAGAAGGUGCUGAGAGAGUGCAACGGAUUCGUGAUCCAAGGAUUCAAUUUAUCAAUUGAUGUGACAUAUGAUGGUCAUCAAUUUUCUCUCCAAUUGGUUGUUGCUGGUUCUCUUUUGAGCUAGUACUAAUUUCGUGUCCUUAGUUUGCCUGUCCUAGCAGUUGCCGUUACAAUUUUCAUUUUUGUUCUCUAAAUAAUUUGUCGUUAUCCUUUGUGGAUUUGCAUGCCUCCUGUACCCUUUGAUGUGUCUCUGAAUCCUGAUGUCAAUGUUCGUAGAAGCUCAGUUGCUGAAUUAGCAUUGACUGUUGCAGCUUCCGAUCUGUUGCUGUGAGAUGCAUGGAUAUAUCUGAACAUUUAAGUGGGCUCUUGGAAUAACAUGAAUAAUCUCCUUUAAAUUUUUUUUGUUGCUAAA